GUGCCAUCAGGAACCUCCAUUACGUCCCUGAACACACCCCAUCUUUCCCUCGAAAGCCCGUCAACAUGUCCAAGGUGGCGUCAAUGUUUCACCCCAAGAGGCUCGACCUCUCUGGGUUCGUCAACACCCGUCUGAUCCGGGAUCACAACAAGCGCAAUGCCUUUGCCCAGAUGGAGCCCGAGCGACAAGCGCUCCGCUACAUCAUCCGCAACACCAGCCUUCCUCAGCGUACUCGCGCCCAGGCCCAGCUCCAGCUGUCCCAGAUGCACUGCUACACCCGCCCAACACAAAUCAAGAACCGCUGUGUAGCUUCGGGCACUGCCCGUAGUGUGUUCCGGAAUUUCAGACUCAACCGAUUCCAAUUCCGUAUGCAGGCUCUUGCUGGUGAGCUUCCAGGUGUCAAGAAGGCAAGCUGGUAGACGAUGAUGAAAAGUAUUGGACCGGCCGAUUGAUACUGGAUGGUUAGAUUGACAGGGUUUGCAACAUGGCGUUCUCUUUGCUUCUUUGUGAAGCGUGUACAGUAUACAAAUACCACGAACGGAUUUUCUUGUUUCUUCAUUCAACAUCUCCCGCUCCGGUUUCUGUUCCAUGUCUGGCAGCACCAGGAAUUGAAACUGAUAUCCUAGGCCGCUGUAGAAGAGCAGCGCAGGCAGCGCAGUUGGAAGGUACGUGUUGCGCGGAGCCAGGUUUGACGGGGAUU
Penicillium subrubescens is the source of this 700-nucleotide messenger RNA. RefSeq names its product mitochondrial 37S ribosomal protein uS14m. Bases 66 to 419 code for a protein of 117 amino acids. Gene Ontology annotation, molecular function: structural constituent of ribosome. The record is from RefSeq and is a predicted model, not a curated record. Lineage: Eukaryota; Fungi; Ascomycota; Eurotiomycetes; Eurotiales; Aspergillaceae. Gene Ontology annotation, biological process: translation. The transcript has 3 exons. Gene Ontology annotation, cellular component: ribosome; mitochondrial small ribosomal subunit.